Molecule: messenger RNA, 5690 nt
Organism: Corythoichthys intestinalis (scribbled pipefish)
Lineage: Eukaryota; Metazoa; Chordata; Actinopteri; Syngnathiformes; Syngnathidae
Gene: thoc2
Product: THO complex 2
Exons: 38
Coding region: 180-4853 (1557 amino acids)
Biological process (GO): mRNA export from nucleus; mRNA processing
Cellular component (GO): THO complex part of transcription export complex
Molecular function (GO): mRNA binding
Source: RefSeq, a predicted model, not a curated record
UUGGCUGCGAGUCUUUGUGAGAGAGAAAGAGAGAGCGAGAGAGAGCCUCCGGUCCACGUCCCGCCAUGCAUCUGUGUGCUUAGCCGCCAUAGCGUCGAUGUGCUAAGGCUAAACCGAGCCUAGCUAAGCGUGCGAAUGUGCGCUGAGCCUACAAGACAUCCGGGCGCUGUGGAUGGAAGAUGGCGACGCUUAUCCUCGCUGGUGAAUGGGUCAAAAAUUGGGAGAAAUCAGGAAAACAUCAAUUUGUACAACUCUGCAAAGGACUAACAGAGAAAAUAGAUCAUGGAUGUCGGAUUAAAGACAUCCAGGCAGCCUUAUAUGAGCUCUGCUGGCAAGUUGUGCAGGGCAACCUCAAAUUGGACCUUGUCGCUAGUGUUCUCGGAGAGAUGAUGGAACUCAGAGAUGACAUGCCAUCGAUUUUAGCUGAUGUCUUUAGUAUUCUAGAUUUAGAGACUGUUGCACUGGAGGAAAAACACAAGCGUGACCAUUAUAUCCAAUUAGUGGGAGCGUGUUUGGUUUUUGUUCCCGAGGCCAUUUUGAAAGAGCGUCUAGAUCCAGAAACACUUGAAUCUCUUGGGCUUAUUAAGCAAGCCCAUCAAUUUAAUCAGAAGAUAGUGAAGAUAAAGACAAAGCUGUUUUACAAGCAACAGAAGUUCAACUUGCUAAGAGAGGAAAAUGAGGGCUACGCCAAACUCAUUACCGAGCUUGGCCAAGACCUGUCUGGCAACAUCACCAGCCACAUUGUUCUAGAAAGUAUCAAGUCUCUCAUAGGAUGUUUCAAUUUAGAUCCCAACCGAGUUCUAGACAUUAUCCUGGAGGUGUAUGAGAGUCGAUCAGACCAAGAUGAGUUCUUUCUGUCCCUCAUCAAGUCCUACAUGUGUGAGGCGCUGACUCUCUGCCACAUCCUUGGCUUUAAAUUUAAAUUUUAUCAGGAACCAAAUGAGGAAACCCCCAAGUCACUAUACCACAUUGCUGCUGCUCUACUUCAUCAUAACCUAAUAGAAUUGGAAGAUCUCUAUGUACAUCUUUUGCCACUUGAUGCCGCCAUUGUUGAGGAACACAAACUCGUCAUUUCCGAGGCCAAACAGAUCGCUCGCAAGCUAGUCAUGGUUGUGGUGCCUUCAGACAAAAGUGAAGACAAAGAAAAAGAGAAAGAAAAGGAGGAAGACAAGAUUGAGCAGCCACCAGACAACCAGAAGCUCGGUUUGCUGGAGGCACUUCUCAGGAUUGGUGACUGGCACCAUGCACAGAGCAUUAUGGACCAGAUGCCUCCCUUCUAUGCUACUUCUCAUAAAUUCAUCGCAUUAGCACUCUGUCAGCUGCUCCACCUGACUGUGGAGCCUCUUUACCGAGGGGCCGGCCUUCCAAAAGGUGCACGGGGACGCGUGAUGCAUCCGCUGCAGAACAAGCGCGCUCCGAAACCGGCAGAGAGCUUUGAAGACUUGCGGAGGGAAACAUUCAGCAUGCUAGGCUACUUGGGGCCUCACCUUGCCCACGACGCCAUUCUCUUCGCCAAGAUCGUGAGACUCGGCAAGGCGUUCAUGAAAGAGUACCAGAGCAACGAGAACUUGGAUAACAAAGACAAGAUGGAAGUACUGUUGAGUUGUUUCCUGAGCAUUGCAGACCAGGUGCUUCUCCCGUCCCUCUCGCUGAUGGAGUGUAACGCGUGCAUGUCUGAGGAGCUAUGGGGUUUCUUUAAGCUCUUUCCCUACCAUCACAGGUACCGCCUGUAUGGACAGUGGAAAAAUGAAACCUAUUCCAGCCAUCCCUUACUAGUAAAAGUCAAAGCAAACACUGUGGAAGGGGCCAGAUAUAUCAUGAAGCGGUUGACCAAAGAGAAUGUGAAACAAUCCGGAAGGCAAAUUGGCAAACUAAGCCACAGUAACCCCACCAUCCUUUUUGAUUAUAUGCUAUCACAGAUCCAGUGGUAUGACAACCUAAUUGGUCCAGUGGUGGAUUCCUUGAAGUACCUCACAUCCCUCAAUUACGAUGUCUUAGCCUAUUGUAUCAUUGAAGCUCUGGCCAAUCCUGAGAAAGAGAAGAUGAAGCAUGACGACACCACAAUCUCAUCCUGGCUGCAAAGCCUGGCAAGUCUGUGUGGAGCUGUGUUUAGGAAAUAUCCAAUCGAAUUGGCUGGCCUUCUUCAAUAUGUCACCAAUCAGCUAAAAGCAGGAAAAAGUUUUGACCUACUGAUCCUCAAGGAAGUGGUACAGAAAAUGGCCGGAAUUGAGGUCACGGAUGAUAUGACGUUGGAGCAGCUUGAAGCAAUGACAGGAGGGGAACAACUCAAAGCUGAGGGUGGCUAUUUUGGUCAGAUUCGGAACACUAAAAAGUCAUCGCAGCGUCUCAAGGAUGCGCUUCUUGAUCAUGAACUAGCCCUACCACUUUGUGUACUCAUGGUCCAGCAACGAAAUGGUGUGGUUUUUCUAGAAAGUGGAGAGAAAGAUCUCAAACUAGUUGGUCACCUGUAUGACCAGUGUCAUGACACGCUAGUGCAAUUUGGUGGCUUCCUGGCCUCCAACCUCAGCACCGAGGACUACAUCAAGCGCGUUCCUCCCAUUGAUGUACUUUGUAACCAAUUCCACACCCCGCACGACGCUGCCUUUUUCCUUUCCCGGCCAAUGUACGCCCAUCAAAUCUCGUCAAAGUACGACGAGCUGAAGAAAGCAGAGAAAGGUAACCGGCAGCAGCAGAAGGUGCAGAAAUAUGUGGCGGCGUGCGAACAAGUGAUGACGCCGGUGCACGAAGCGGUGAUGUCCCUUCACCCAGGCAGAGUUUGGGAAGACCUCCGGCCUCAAUUCUACGCCACCUUCUGGUCUCUUACCAUGUAUGACCUAGCUGUGCCUCACGCGGCCUACGAGCGAGAGGUCAACAAGCUCAAGGCUCAGAUAAAGGCCAUUGAUGAGAACCCUGAAAUACCCAUAAAUAAGAAAAAGAAAGAAAAGGAGCGCUGCACUGCUCUGCAGGAAAAACUGCAGGAGGAGGAGAAAAAGCAGCUGGAGCACGUCCAAAGGGUUCUCCAUCGUCUCAAACUGGAGAAGGACAAAUGGUUGAUGACCAAAUCUACCAAGAAUGAGACCAUAACAAAGUUUCUGCAGCUCUGUCUGUUCCCUCGCUGCACUUUCUCCUCCAUCGACGCUGUUUACUGUGCCCGUUUCGUGGAGCUGGUUCACCAGCAAAUGACGCCCAACUUUUGCACGCUUCUGUGCUACGACAGGGUUUUCUCAGCCAUCAUUUACACUGUGGCCAGCUGUACGGAGAACGAGUCACACAGAUAUGGCCGCUUCCUCUGCUGCAUGCUGGAGACGGUGACCCGCUGGCACAGCGACCGUGCUGUCUAUGAGAAGGAGUGCGGCAAUUAUCCCGGCUUUCUCACUAUCUUGCGAGCGUCAGGCUUCGAUGGAGGCCAACAAGCGAAUCCGCUCGAUUAUGAGAACUUCAGGCACGUGGUGCACAAAUGGCAUUACAUGUUGACAAAAGCUUCAGUUCACUGCCUGGAAACGGGAGAUUACACCCACAUCCGAAACAUCCUCAUUGUUCUCAUCAAAAUCCUGCCGUGUUAUCCCAAGGUUUUAAAUCUUGGCCAAGCGUUGGAGUACCGUGUCCACAAGAUCUGCCUUAAGGAGAAGGAGAAGAGGCCAGACCUCUAUGCCUUAGCCAUGGGCUAUUCAGGUCGGUUAAAAAGCCAGAAGUUGCGCAUGGUCCCUGAGAACGAGUUUCACCAUAAAGAGCCACCAGCACGCAAUGUCACUUCCACCAGUCAGCAGAACGGUCCGGGCAACACGGGCAAGCCUGCCGCAGCCAUGAUGAAAGGAGACGAUGUUUUUUCAGAAGAUGCUGAUCGGGGCAAGGACAAAUCUCAGACUACAAAGAUAGUAAACAAAGCCAACAGUGCAGCCGCUAAAGUGACCGCCAGUAAUGGGAAUGGUGCUCUUAACAGCACCAAAAUCAUAAAAGAGCGAGACGACAAAGAAAAGAGUGGCAAGGAGAAAAAAGAGAAAAAGGAAAAGACAGCCGGCAGUACUCCUGACACAAAAGCCGAGGCCCGCCGAGAAAAGCUGAGAGAAGAGAGAGCUGGCAAGGAUGAGCGGGCGCUACGCGAGGGUAAGGAGAAGACGCCCAAGGCGGAACGAGACAAAGUCAAGCCCGAGGAGAAGAAUAAAGAUGACAAGGCCAAAGCGGGCAACGGGGAGUCCGUGGAGCCUUCCAGGGAGCGCGAUGCCAUCAAGGAGUUGAAGAACAAGGAGAAAGCAGAGAGGAGCGCUGUGGCCGUCUCGCGCAAGUCACCAGUUCCCAGAUCAGAUUCAGCUGAAACAGAGAGGGAUCACAAAAGACGAAAGCUCGACAGUCACUCUUCUCCAUCCCACUCCUCGUCUGUUAAGGACAAUAGCAUCGAUCCCAAGGAGUCCACAUCCAAGUACCACCUCAACUACAUUGCACUAUCGCGGUCCAAGAGCAGAGAGAGGGAGCUGGAGAAGAUCGAUCCUGAGAAUGCAAUUGGUCGUAAAGAGAAGAGAGAAGAAAAGGAGCGCAAAGAGAGGAAGAGGGACGUCGUUGCGGGUGAGCGCGAAGCCAGCCUCGAACCCAAACGCAGAAAGGAUGAGAACGGGACCAACUCGUCCAAAAACAGUCAAAGCGAGAGUCCUUGCGAUUCGCCGUUGUCUGUGGAAAAGGAGAAGAGCAAAAGAUCCAAAUCAUCCAGCAAAGAGAAAGGCGAAUCUGUCAAGACCGAGCGAACCUCCACGGGAGGGAAAAAGGAAUCCCGACAUGACAAAGAAAAGAAAGAGAAGAGGGACAGCAGCGGAGGAAAGGAAGAGAAAAAACAUCAUAAGUCCUCUGACAAGCACAGAUAAUGUGCGUUAUGGGUGAAGGUAAGCCGCUUUCUUCAAAAGCACCAACGCGCCAUUGGCUUCUCCUUUUGACGUCUUCUCUUUUCGUCUGAUCCACCAGCAGACCUGCAAAGUCGUGCUUUUAACCGCAAGAUUUCAACACUUCCAUUUGCGCUUUGUCGACAUUAUUGCCAAUCUCCAUUCCUCCUGUUUCUUUUCCUUUUUUUUUUGUUUUGUUAUUAAAUGGCCUCCCACGUGCUAUCUGCUGGACUCUGUUACAAUUUGUAACCUGCAGAAAACAAGUCUGAAUUUGUUUGGUGGCCAAAGUGUUCGGCCCUAUUGACAAUGUUGAUAUUUAGUGACGUCACUAUAAGAAAUGACCUCUUGUAGCACAUAAUAGAUUUAGUGGUCUCAUGCUUUUUAAAAAGAAAAUGUCUUCAGGCUUUGCUUUUGCUCAUUUUAUUGGCAUUAAAACACUUUCCAUAUUCACGAAGCUCAUAUCCCACCAAGAUACUUUUAUUUAUUUUUUUCGCCGCCUUUAAGUGAUUUAAGAAGAGACAAUUUUGUAUAUUGUGUAAAAUAAUAAACACGGUAACAUGAAAUUCAUGUCAUUUUUAUUUUCUCCUUCCGCUCCUUAUUUUAUAUGCUGCAGUGUUUCCUCUUGUGCUUGUGUUGAUUAGGUUUUACAUAAUUUAUAAAUAAAUGGCAGUUGGUUUUAAAUUGUUAAAUAAAUGGCAGUUGGUUUUAAAUUGUUGUACGGCAUAAAUGCGAAAACUGUUCUCCACAAUGGAAGCUGCUUUGGAGAUUUUAUCUGCUGUGCUCAAUGAGUGUUUUUUUAAUUGUUUUUUUUUUUUUUUUUUU